AUGACGUCUAUUGCCUCGCUCCUUAACCCAGAACCUGAAGCGCGAGAGAUAUAUCCCCAACAGCUCCCCACACCUUGUCCCAGUCGCUUUUCAAGAGAGUACCGCCAGUCACCCCCGCCAAGGCAGAAGAAGCAGAAGGUGUCCAAGGAUGCUGCCGUGUUCACUCGGGGUAGAACGCGGGGAGAGCUGCGAUAUCCUCCAUGCGAGUAUCAGAAUCCAGAGCUUGCUGCAGCGCACAAAGAAUUCCAAAUCCAUCCCAUGGGUCAUAUCACCGAGUAUCCAAGGCAUAUUCCGUAUAAUAGCGAGAAGAAGUCAUUUUUAGAGAAGACAGGACGGGAGAGUUUCGAAGUGUUCCAGUAUACCUUCAAAGUUCCCGGCGACGAUAAGACAUAUACCGUUAUGUGGGACUACAACAUCGGCCUCGUUCGAACUACCUCUUUGUUUCGAUGUAAUAACUACUCCAAGACAGCCCCAGCGAAAAUGCUAAAUGCCAACCCUGGUCUCCGCGAAAUUUGCCACAGCAUCACAGGGGGGGCACUAGCGGCCCAAGGAUAUUGGAUGCCCUUCGAAGCAGCCAAGGCCGUUGCAGCUACUUUCUGUUGGAAGAUCCGCUACGCCCUGACACCCCUUUUUGGUGUGGAGUUUCUCACAAUGUGCAUUCCCCCCGACGAUCCGAGGUUUGGCAGAUGGGUGAUCGACCAGUCCAUAGUGCGCGACGCGGCGAAUUCAGCUAAACAGUAUCGACUUCUAGAAGGGCGUUCACGGAGCAAUACAAACCAGAUGCGUAGCUUUGCUGAACCUUACCCGCGCGCAAAUCCCAAUGAAUCCAGAUGGAGCAGGAGGAAGGAACUUCGAGCAAAGCCGGUUCAUUUGAUAGGAGUAAGAGUCGGGGCCAAUAGAGAUAGGGAAUACACCGCCUACACUGACGCCGGAGGUGCAUACUGCCUCUCCCCAUCCAAACCAUGGGAUAGCCUCUACCCUCCAGCAAGUACACCGCGGACGACGGGAACCAGCCAGUCCCGGAUACCCUCUCCUCAGACAAUACUCUCCUCCCUUAGUAUUAUGCGGAACAAGACUGCAAAGCUAGUGGACGACAUGGAUAUGGAUAUAGAUGUCAACGAUGAGACAGAGCCGGAGGAGUUAGAGGAUUCGGCAGAGAGCACACCCACCGAGCAGGUGUUGCAGUAUGACUCGUACCACGAUACGGAUAACGAGAGCUAUGAUGGUGACGGCGGUGACGAGAAUGUUGAAACUGAAGCCAGCCCUGAAGGCGAACGUGGACGUGAACGUGGGGGCUCAUUACCUAAAAUCUCCAACAAGGAAAUGGACGAAGCUGGCGACGCCAAACGGCGUAGUUCGCCUUUACCCCUUACAAACGAUGCUCGGGCAGCGUAUAUGCUUAUGAGGUUGCAUAUGCAGGAUGUAGUGCGUGUGGAUGAGAGGAAGAGGAGGCGGGCUUCAGCGUAG
Blastomyces dermatitidis ER-3 is the source of this 1467-nucleotide messenger RNA. Its product is annotated as APSES transcription factor Xbp1. Gene Ontology annotation, molecular function: transcription regulator activity; DNA binding. The transcript is spliced from 4 exons. The coding region runs from base 1 to 1467 and encodes 488 amino acids. Lineage: Eukaryota; Fungi; Ascomycota; Eurotiomycetes; Onygenales; Ajellomycetaceae. The record is from RefSeq and is a predicted model, not a curated record. Gene Ontology annotation, cellular component: MBF transcription complex; SBF transcription complex.